Molecule: messenger RNA, 1713 nt
Organism: Fusarium sp. VM40
Lineage: Eukaryota; Fungi; Ascomycota; Sordariomycetes; Hypocreales; Nectriaceae
Source: the annotation of a GenBank genome assembly
AUGAGGGGAUUCAAGGAGCGUGUUCAACAAGAUACUGGAAAGCGCAUGACAAUAGUACUCCAGGCUAUGGCUGUCGCGGCUUUGAGGCAUGUUCAGCGAAACGGAGAGCCACUCGACCCAAGCUUUGUCAAGAGCGAGACAUGCAGACUCAGACGUUGUGUCAGGUUGGAUGCUAUGGAUGGUCUCUCAGUUGAGAACUUACAAGCACUGAUAAUUAUUGCAUUUACUGAUAUUGGCGACGGAAACUUGGAAAAAGCCUGGCCGAUAAUAGCAUCUCUCACUAGAACAGUCGAAUACAUGGAGCUGUCUGUGGAAGCCGAAGAUCGCCACCACAGACCAGCAGUAUUGCCAGAUGAGUCUUCCCUUUCACCGCCACGGGAAUGGACAGAAGAAGAGGAACGAAGAAGAGUGUUUUGGAAUAUAUUCGUUCUUGAUAGAUUUUCAUCCAUGGUCAAAGGGUGGAACACAAGUCUUACUGCAGCAGAUGUCUGCCGAAGACUUCCCAUAUGCGGAGGCAACUGGUUUCAUGAUGAGCCUGCUACCACUCCUUACUUUGGCAUCUGGGAUCGUUCACGGGCCAAGAUGGGUAACUCGAUCACCUUUUUGCCGGGCCACUAUCCGAGUCCUUCUCAGUCAGCUGGCGGCGAGGGCACAAAUCCUGAGGCGCCAAAGUCAACUUCUCAUACUGGACAGAACAAUUCUAACAGCACCGUGGAUAUGUCCAAGACCAAAAUUGAUUUUACAAAUCGACAAGAGGUUUCACUAUGGCUGACAAGGUUCAAAGAGCUUGAUCUCCGACUAGUACACUGGAAAAUGUAUCUCACCCAAGAGUGGAAAGAUUCGGGCAUCUCCCGCGAAAUGAUGCCAGGUCUCAUGGAUCCCAACAUGACUGUGGCUAAUACAAUUCAUAACACAUCUCUUAUUCUGCUUCAUCAACGUAUCGCGUAUCCAGAUGCUGAACUAAAUGGUAUUCGACUUCCUAGCCUUUGUAGCGCUGAUACAUGCUAUAAUGCUGCUAUGGAGACGGCCAAUAUCACGACCAAAUAUCUCGAAGGCUCGUCAUCAGCUGGCUCUGUUUCGCCUCAGCUUGCAAUGGGCGCUUUCGUCAGCGGACGUGUUCUAUUAGGUAGGCAUCCUCUCGCAUUAUCUAUCAACCAAACCGGCGGUUCUGACUUUUGCACUACAGCUCACUGUCGCUACUAUAAAACAGCCUUGGCCGAGGAGUUCGGAACACUCGUGAAAACCCUCAAAGCAAUGUCUCAUCGAUGGACUGACAAUAGUGGAAGGUCCCAGGAUAGUCGAGACCCAUGCUUUUUUGAUCAGCUCUCCGAGCGUCUCGAGAAUCUUCACAGAGACUACCAAACCGAGAUUCAAGGGGAGCCGAAUACUACUACCAGCUUGGAUGUUCAAGUAUCUGACUUCAGCACUACAUCUGGCGCCUUAACUACGCACCAGUACCUUCAAUUCCCUCCUGAAAUGGGCAUACUCCCGCAAACGAAUGAUCUGACGUUACCGGCGCAGGAUUCAGUGGAGCUGGGCAGUACUCGAUGGCAAAUGGAUGCGCAAUCAUCCCCAACAAAUUCCAGAGACGAAUUAUCGACAAUAUCACAGAUGCUCAUGAGAAAUGACUUUCUGGAAAUGGACAGAAUCAUCAGCUUUGAGGAUAUGAUGCCUCCUGGGGAAAUAGCACAGUAUUUUAAGCCAAAUGCAUAG